Dryobates pubescens (Downy woodpecker) is the source of this 2129-nucleotide messenger RNA. RefSeq names its product coiled-coil domain containing 60 (gene CCDC60). Lineage: Eukaryota; Metazoa; Chordata; Aves; Piciformes; Picidae. The coding region runs from base 451 to 1926 and encodes 491 amino acids. The transcript has 12 exons. The record is from RefSeq and is a predicted model, not a curated record.
GCUUGUUUCAGAGUUUGGGCAGCAGGUGCCUGCUUUAGUGACUGGGGAAAUAGAGCUUUUAAUAACCUGGGGAGUACAGCCACCAAGAUUGCCACUCCAGAACGAUGCCAGCACCAGGUGCAGCUAAAAGCAGCAGAGGUGAGGCAAAUGCAGAUAGGAACAAGAAACCCAAGGCAUCUGUGGUGUCAGAUCCACCCAAGGCCAGCAAAAUGAAGCUGCAGGGAGCCACCAGAGCGUUGAAUCCUCGACAUUUUGUACGCAUUGAGGCUUUGCCUGACUCUGCUCAGAAGGACGGAAAGGUCUUGGCCAGAACCAGAACCAUUUACAGAAGCAGUGGACCUCCAAGAGAACAAGAGUUCUGGAAAGACUACCGUAGGAGGCAAAAGCAACUCACUCAGGGACACUUCACCCCCUCUGGGAAGCCUUACCAGGAGCUUGGUGAGGUUCUCUAUGCAGACCCGAGGAAACUCACCCUCUACGCUCUGGGGCAGCUCACAGAGGCGUCACAUCAAUUCCAUGAAGCAAGGUGGAGAAUACUUUCAUAUCCUUCGCCAAGAAUCAGCAGAGAGGAAGAACAUGCUGGAAGAAGCCCAGCAGGCUCGGGCUGCAAGCAGGAGAAUUGACUUCCAGACACCCAAAUCCACCUCUGAUGCAGAGGACUCAGAGAAAGAAAUGACCACUUGCUCCCUAAAAGAAGGCAACCAACUGCCGCUGUUAGGGAUGAAGAAGGUGACCUUACGCACUUUCACUUCUGUUCAUAGCAGUGUCUUGAUUCCAAGCCCCGCUGGAGCAAAAAGUGAACAUCUUUUCCGGCAGCUGUGCGCCAUCCAUUGGCUUUUGGAAGCUUUGACUCUGGAACGCAGCGGCUCGAUGCAUUCCAUAUUCACCUGCUGGAAUUCAAAGGACCCUGGUGGCUGUAAAAAAACAGUGGAAGAAAUGGAAGAAGAAAAGUUAGCAAAAUGCAUGCAGGAGCUCUUUAUUACAAACACAAAGAAAUGCACUUGGAAACCACAGUGCAGUCUGCUUGCCAGGAUGAUAAACAAGACAUCUACGCCAGGUAUCUCUCAGAUUAGCAGUCUGUCGUCUCUCCAGGGUCAAACCUCUUAUGGCAGUGAAGCUUCCAUUGCAGUUUUCUCUGAAGACAACAGCAAGAUUAAUUUGGCUUCAUCUGAUGCUGUGAGUGAGUCAGCACAAUCUAAAGAACAGCCAUCUCUUUUCCCCUCCUUGCAGAAAAUGAUCCAAAUGACACAUGAAGCCAUGUCAAAAGUUGGCCAUAAACAAGGAGAGAUGGUUAAGAAGACUGGACUGCAGCGUGGGCUGCCAGUGGCUCAGAAGAACUACAGAGUAAAUAAGGACGAAGAGGGGAAGCAGAAGCCCAUAAGCUGCCAUAUCAGUUCCUUCAUUAAAAGCAAAUCUAACUUGUGUGCUGAUAUGAGGCAAAAGUUCACAGCAGUGCAUGAAGAAGCAGCUUCUCGUUUACAUGAUACCUUGGUAAGACUUGAGAGGAGGCAGGAAGAACGAUGCUAUCUAAAAUACCAGGCUUUGAAAGAGUUGAAGUGUUUCAGAGAAGACAUGGAAAGAAUGAGACGGCUGAGCGUGAGAGACAAAAGAGAGCAUGAUGAAGAUGGACUAAACUGGUUUCCUGUAUUACUUGCCAGGCUCCCAGAGUCUGUGAAGAGUGACCAUAAAGUACAGAAAAUCUUAAAGAAACUUGAAAAAUAUGGCAAGACUCCUGGCUUGAAAAUUCAUCCAGACACCUUUCUUAAGGUUCUGGCCGACCUGCAGGUGUGGGAGCUGUGUUGUCCAGAAGUUGCUGCAGCUGUGGAGUUUGUACGUGAAAGUAUUGUGCAGAUGCCAGAAGAGGACUUCAACAAGUGGUUCCAGGCAAGAGUACCCCACCUCAGUGCACAGUCCUUCACCAUUUAAUCAGCUAGAUGAGGUGGUUUUCCAUCUAACAGCUGUCUUCAAGUGGAAAACUACUGCCUGUUGGAUCUGGCUCAAGGAAUACUAGAGAAGGGGAGCUAACUGACUGGCUGCUCCUGUGCAACUGAAAUUUGUCCUUCUUGAGUGCACCAUAGAAAAUAAAAGCUAAAUACUGUUGCUCCUUCCUGUAUGACAUCUUGGACACA